This is a messenger RNA of Engraulis encrasicolus (European anchovy), 989 nucleotides long. RefSeq lists its product as uncharacterized. The transcript has a single exon. Lineage: Eukaryota; Metazoa; Chordata; Actinopteri; Clupeiformes; Engraulidae. The coding region runs from base 12 to 899 and encodes 295 amino acids. The record is from RefSeq and is a predicted model, not a curated record.
ACAGAUCGACCAUGGACAGAGAUGUGGUGUUGGAGGGCCUCUCUGCUCUUCUUGGAGUCACAAUCUCUAGGCAGUCGAGUCAAUCUGGUCAAGUCAGCCAUGGAAAGGAGAAGUAUGCACUGCCGAUUCUUUACAGAGGCUUCACUGCAGCUGUGACGGAGGUCGGAAAAGCGCUCUUGGGGGGGCUUAUGACUGGGUCUUUCUCAAAUGUCAUUCCUUUACUUGUGACCAAGCUCACAAGUCUUGCGUUGGGGUAUUUUUUUGAGGCGGCAACGGCAGAUUCGGGGCCCUCAGCAACUGCUCACGGACAAGACUUUUCAGUUGAUGAGGAGGAGUUCUUCGAUCCACAAUAUGAUUACGACUUCCGAUACAUGGCCGAUUCAUCUGUGUGCAAGCGUGGUGACGAGACUUACAGGCGCCCAGUCGGGUGGUACCGUGUUGCCCUGAAAGUGCGGGGGAAAUACCCUGACGGGGACACCUGGCUGGGCACUGACGGAUGGAGGAGUGAAUCGUGCGAGGGUGAGUGGCCCGUUGCUUUCCAUGGGACUACCUCUGCAGGAGCGAAGAGUAUCAUCCAGGAGGGAUUCAGACCAGGUACAGGUGUGGCAAACGGGAGAGAGGAGAGGGCGGCGUAUGGCAGAGGGGUGUACUGCACACCUGACAUCGAUGUGGCAGAGAGAGACGGAUAUGCCAGGACAAUCACGUCAAAGAAGUCUGGAAAGACCUACAAGUUUUUAAUGCAGGGCAGGAUCAAUCCCCAAUACAGGGAGAUUUGCUUGGGAAACAAAGACUACUGGCUGAUCCCUGUAUGCAAAAGAAUGUCUAUGGAGGAAGAAAGGGACUUAUUAGACAGGGCAAUUCGUCCCUAUGGGAUCUUGUUUAAAAAGAUUGAGGACUAAAAUAAUUCUUGUCCAUUGUAUCUAUCACGAUGGCUGCAUUGAAGUUAGUGAUCAAAGAGAGCUUUUUGAAAGUACUACUUUGACAGUACC